Sphaeramia orbicularis (orbiculate cardinalfish) is the source of this 3996-nucleotide messenger RNA. RefSeq names its product transmembrane and coiled-coil domains 3 (gene slc9d1). Gene Ontology annotation, biological process: potassium ion transmembrane transport; proton transmembrane transport. Gene Ontology annotation, molecular function: potassium:proton antiporter activity. Gene Ontology annotation, cellular component: membrane. NCBI's taxonomy places the organism in Eukaryota, Metazoa, Chordata, Actinopteri, Kurtiformes, Apogonidae. The record is from RefSeq and is a predicted model, not a curated record. Bases 465 to 2489 code for a protein of 674 amino acids. The transcript is spliced from 16 exons.
UAAUGUUCACUGUUAGCUAACCUUUUACAAGAAAAAGGGCAGUAAAUGAGCCAAAGUUAGAUGCACUUGACACUAACAAGCUAAUAAAAUUAAACAACUGAAAACUACAACUCCCAUAUCAAAGCCGUUAAAGAUGUUUCGGAAGUAAUGUUAAGAUGGAUCAAAGUUACAUCGACACGAUUAUAUUCUGAAAACAAAGCAGUUUUUGUGUGUCUUAUCAGUUUGUGUCAGUGAUACUGCGUGACAGAGGCAGGACGGUGCAGAUAUCUCUCAGCAGCCAAGCUCCACACAGUGCUGCUAUUGAUUUCCCGCAACAGUAACAAAGUGGCUGCAGUCCAAUCUUAGGAGGAAGGACAGAGGAGGAGUUUGGAAAAUAAACAUCACUCAGCUUGACUCAUGCUCACAAAGGUCUCUUCCUCUUCAUCCAUCCCCACACUCUAGUGUAGACAGGCCUCGAGUUUUGGAUGCAGGUUGUAUGUUUGCUGCUGUGCCUUGGCCCGGUGGGGGCACUUGCUGUGCUGCAGAAGGACCAGGUGGCCCAGCAUGCCCUCAAGCUUUAUCGGACCAAGGGAGUUAUACACGGCCACACCUGGGUGGCCGGCAAAUGCAAACGGCUGGUGGGCCUCUUGCAUCAGAAGAAUGUGGUUGUCAAGAAGCUGGCAGCAGCUGCAGAUGCUGUUGGUCGAGACCAGGCUCUCUCAGAACACGAGAGGCACUUCCAGGUUCAUACUCUAGAGGUUUUCCAGAAGGAGCUGAAUGAGAGCGAGCACUUGGUGUUUCAAGCGGUGCACAGCCUGCAGAGGGCACUGCAGGGCGACUACAGGGACGUGGUCAACAUGAAGGAGAGCAGUAGGCAGAGGCUGGAAGCUCUCAGGGAGGCAGCCAUAAAGGAGGAGCAGGAAUAUGUGGAGCUGGUGGCUGCUGAGAAACACCAACAGGAAGCUGUGAAGAAUGCUUUAUCCCAGAAUAAGACUCUGUCCAUGCUGGAUGAGAUCCUGGAGGAUGUUAGGAAGGCAGCAGACCGACUGGAAGAGGAGAUUGAAGAGCAUGCAUUUGACAACAACAAACAGAUGAAAGGAGUAAAUGUUGAGGCAGUGCUGAGAGUGGAGGAGGAUGAGGAGAAUGGAGGGAAGAGGAAAAACAAGUCUAAGCAGAAAGAAGUGGAGGAUGACCUGGGGCUGAGUAUGCUCAUUGACUCCCAGAAUAACCAGUAUGUCCUGACUAAACCACGAGACUCCACAAUGCCCAGAGCAGACCAUCACUUCAUUAAGGACUUGGUGUCCGUGGUGAUGUUGUCAUUGCCCUGUGGUUGGAUCUGCACUCUGGUUGGUCUUCCUCCGAUGUUUGGAUAUAUCAUCUGUGGAGUCCUACUGGGUCCCUCAGGACUUAACAGCAUUAAGUCUAUGGUCCAGGUUGAGACUCUGGGAGAACUUGGCGUAUUCUUCACUCUUUUUGUGGUGGGACUGGAGUUCUCACCUGAGCGCCUCAGGAAGGUAUGGAAGACGUCAGUUCAGGGUUCAUGCUACCUGAGCCUGUUGAUGGUUGGAGCUGGUUUGUUAUGGGGACAGGUUCUGCGAAUCCGACCCACUCAGACUGUCUUCAUUUCCACUUGUCUGUCCCUCUCCAGCACACCAUUAGUAUCUCGUUUCUUAGCAGGCGGGAGCAGAGGAGAUAAAGAAGGUGACCUGGACUACAGCAGUGUUCUCCUUGGUAUGUUAGUAAUGCAAGAUGUUCAGCUCGGCCUGUUCAUUGCUGUCAUGCCUACUUUGAUCCAGGCACAGAGUGGAGAUGUGGAAAACUUCCUGUUUGGAAGUCUCCGCGUGCUCUACCUCCUGGCUCAGGUCUUGGUUUCUCUGGCUGCUGUGCUACUGCUGUGUAUGUUAUUCAAAUCCUUCCUGAUUGGCCCUUAUUACAAGAAACUGCAUGCUGAGAGCAAAGGCAACAAAGAGAUCCUGGUGCUGGGGAUGGCAGCUUUUGUCUUUUUCAUGCUGACGGUGACAGAGUUUCUGGACGUUUCCAUGGAGCUCGGUUGUUUCCUGGCUGGAGCUCUGCUGUCCUCCCAGGGUCACAUGGUCACUGCAGAGGUCAUGGGAUGCAUCGAGCCUAUCAGAGACUUCCUGGCCAUCAUCUUCUUCGCCUCUAUCGGUCUUCAUGUGUUCCCAACAUUCGUGUUGUAUGAACUCACCAUCCUGCUGGUGCUGACACUCACACUGGUCAUAAUGAAGUUUGUUAUGGCUGUGCUGGUGUUGUCGGCCAUCUUACCUCCGGGGUCUCGGCACAUACGUUGGGUCGUCUCAGCUGGAUUAGCGCAGGUCAGCGAGUUCUCCUUUGUUUUGGGCAGUCGAGCACGUCGCGCUGGCAUCAUCUCCAGAGAGAUCUACCUACUGGUUCUCAGCGUCACGACUCUCAGUCUCCUACUCGCACCAGUCCUCUGGAGAGUCACCACUCACCGAUGGGUUCCUCGAGGUGAGCGUAAAACAGUCACAUGACGUCUCGUUCCAAACCAGCUUCAGGGCCAAAAAGUUUCCAUUUUUCAUAGCAAGCAGUGGCAUCAUGAUCCAGCAGAAGGUGGCCCUUGUGUUAACGCACACAACAACGCAACACAGCUUGCUGAUUAUUGCACAUCAUAUGGACCAAAAUGUUCCAGUCUGGAUUUUUGAUUAAGUAUCGUACUUUGCAAGUAAGGAAAGGCACAGGUACAUCUAUAUCCGUCUAUAACAGACUGUUUGUGAUUGUUAAAUUAAAAGAUUGCCAUUUCUGUCAUGGCUGAAAUUUAGAUUUUAAAGGGCAGAAACUCACUUUACUUUGUUUACUUUGGUACGAAGCUCAUACAGUAUUAGCUGACAGAUGAGUGGAGAAGCACAAGCACAUUCCUGUUGUGAAAUGUGCAUCAAUGGGAGAAAACCGAUCCUUUUCCCUCUGGUACCUUUGGGCUGAUGUAGAAUGAAUCAUUUUCAUUUGUUGUGGCACUGUAUUGUUUUUCCAAUCUGUUUGCUUUUCACAAUCAUAAGGACCAAAUCAUAGGAAGAGGGUAAUAAAUUGUAUUUCUUUUUUUAAAUUUUUCAGAUUUUCUAACACUUGAUCUACCUGCGGUCUAUGAACAUUUAUUUUCUAUCCCAGAUGUGGUUCUAGGCAGAUGAUGUUACUGCACAUUUACAAAAACAUAUCUCCUUAUAACUACAUUUACAUUCAAUUAACUGUUUAUUUAAUGGUUAAUAAUACAAUGUACAGUGUUUCUGAUCAUACAUACACUUUUUCUUCUAUGUGGUUUUAAAGCUGCCUCCAUCACUGACUUUAUUCAUAUUUUGUGGAAGGACCUCCGUCUUGCUGGCACUUAUAGGUUUUUGAUUAAUGUACUACUGUGAAUGUAGCUGUGAUGAAACACUGUAGUGUUACUUUAAAAAAAAACGACAAUAAUUCUAUUUAUAACAACUGUAACCUGCUCUUUUUCUGUCAUAUUUAUGAAAACCUGGGAAUGACACAUAUAAGUAAAAAGUAAAAAGUGAAGUAUGAAUAAUAUUUAGGCAUCAGAUAACAGUUAAUAAAAACUACAUUAAUUAGAGUUUCAGAAUUCACUGGUACAUAUAUAUAAGGUCCUGCACUACUUAUCAUUGAAUGUCAAACUGAUGUGCCUGUUCAAUGCUCCACUGCACUAUAAGGAAGUCUUAAAUGAGUACAGUCUCAUUGUGAUAGGGAGUUUCUGUGGCAUCUUGUAAUGUAAAUGUCAUUGUCUUACUCUUCAUAAUGUGCAAUGUGAAUAUGUAACAGCUACAUAGUAUAUUUAGUUUUUAUAUUGUUUUGUUUUUUUGUUUUUGUUUUUUUAGUGCAAAGGGUGUUUUCUUUACUUUAAGGAUUGAGUUUACAUUGAUGUGUGAGUGGAUGUAAUUGAAGCUUCCAGGAUCAUUAAAUGUUUUGUACAGCUCUCAUCAAAACAUCCAUGUAUUCUUAAGUUGUGCAACUUAUGAACUUAUUUAUUAAAAUUCACUCAACAAGGAA